AGAGGACUCUAAUGCCUUCUCUCAAGAUUGAGACAUGCUGUGCCCCAAUCCUCCUCUCCUUCCUGAGGAGUCUAACUGAUGACCAAUGGAGAGUGAUUCAGCAUGGCAUGAAAAAUAAUCUCACAUUCGAGCAGCUCUCCAUGCUGUGUCUGAAGAUUGUUAAAGUCGUGACCCAGACAGCCCUCCACAUUCUCCUACCAGCGCUAGCUCGUAUCAUGGGGGUGAAUCUGAGGAGUGGGGCAACCUCCCCAGAAUCCCAGUGCUCUCUGACAGGGUCUGAGGAUUCCUUAGGCAGUCUGGAUGAGAGAGAGAAAAGGCUGCUGAUCAGUGAGAUGACCUACUGGACUAAGGAGAGGAGGAGGAAUGGCAGUGCAGGGUGCCGCCAAAAAUCCACCCGCAGGACCUCAUCACCAUGCUGUUCGCCUAAGAGGUCCCAGACCUCAUUGCAGAGCUUGCCUGCAACUAGAGAGGCUCCACUCAUGGAGGAGCCUCUGAAGGCUAUUUUUGGAGUAACGGAAGAGAGCCUCCUGAUAUCCCUGGUUGAGGGUCACUCCAACCCCAGCUCCUCCGAGUUGAGCUGUGCUAUCGUGGGGGAGGUGGUACACCAGCUUAACUCUGGCCUCUCAGUGGCCAUUCAGGCCAGCCCGGGGAGUUGCCCCCCUAUGGACAGUCAGGACAUAGCAGCAGGCAAGGAGGUCAUUCGGGUAGCCUCGGUGCAGAUCCUGGCCGAGCUACAGAGCCAAACGUCUGAGCCAGAGUGGGUAGGGUUUAUCGAGCCCCUCAUGGACCCUGUGACCGAUGAUGUGCUGGAUGCCAUUGUCGGCACAAUGGACAAAAUGGCACAGGACUUCAACAUCCUACUGGAUCUGGCCAAGAAGAUGACAAUCUUGGGGUCUAAAUUUCUGACCAAUCUUCAAUGUGACCUUGAUGUUGAGUGUCCAUCUGGGAAAGAAGGGACCACUCACUUUCUCAAAGAGACUGGAUCCUCUACCAGUGUGGUGGCCAGAAAGAUUCAGACCCUCUCUAGCCCCAACUUUCAGUCUAAAGCCCUGAAGGCGGUGAGCACCAUCCUUACAAGGAAAGUCAGCAGCUCUUCUGGCAUGGCUCCUUCCUCUAGGCCUUCUAGUGCUGCUCCUAGCCUUACUGAAGCUUCCCUGAAUACCAGCUGCACAGCCCUGACACCUGUAACCUCCACUGCCACAGUGAUUGUUAAGGCAUUUGUGGGAGGCAUGGAGACGAUAGCAUCAUUCGAAGGGACAUGUGAAGCAGUUGAUUGGCCAGUUCCUGUAAAUGACCACAAAACAGGAUCUUCACAGAUGAUAACCUUCUCUCUAGCCCGCACACUCUACGGCCGUAUACGAGCAAAGCUGAGGGACCUUUUAACUCUAUCCGCUCGAGAAGAAGGUGUGGCUAAGGAUGCUUCUCUUCAGGAGUCUUCAGACACUCUGGAAAAGGCAACUGUUUCAACUGUUGAGAUCCAGUUACCCAGCACCAAACUUAGUAGAGUUCCCAGAGAGAGCCAACCAAUACCAGCUCUCUGUCUCUCCAAUCUGGAUACCAGUACUCAAGAAGUUCUUAGCAGUGUUUUUUCCAUCUACAAGUCAGAGUUAUCAAAAGUGGAGAGUAAAUCCUUGGCCGUUGUCAGUUCAUCUGAUGAGUCCCUAGAGGCUUGUUGGUUUGUUGAUGGUGUCCUAUCAAAGCUCGAUGACUAUACUAUUUCCCAGUCACCCUCACCCAAUGAAGACUUGAGUGUGAGUACUCAAUAUUCUCAACUGAGCUCAGAAGAGAGUGUCAGAAUCACGGAGUCCUCUACUAGUCUGAUUCAGAGCAUUAAGAAGCUCUCUAGCAAUGACUUCCAGACUCAGGCAGAAGAGGCAGUGAGUAAAGUGCUGAUGAGAUCCAGUCAUUCCUUUAUCACACAGAUCAGCCAUACUGGUCUUCAGAAAAGUCUGCAGGCUGGCUUAUCAUCUAGCUCACCAUCAGAGAUCUAUGUCCUUUCAGAAUCCAUGUCCUCUGAGAAUACAGCCUCUGGAUUAGUGGAAACCUUUGUCAAAGGAAUGGCGACUAUUUUCCAGAAAAAUGAGUCCACUGACACUGUGCUACUGGAAAGAAGUGGGAGAGUUUCGCAGUGCUCCCACGGGGGCUCCCAACUGGAAGAUACUGAAUUGAGUGUUAAAAUAUCAGAGGAGAAGCUUUGGUCAACAGCUAAGACCAUCUGUGUCAGUAUGAAGAACACACUUAAGGAUUUCUUCACAGGGCUGAAGCCAUCCGGAUCCGAAAGGACAGAAAAUGCUUCUUCCAAAGAGACCCUUGGGGAAAUCCUGGUUGCUAUCCAGAGUGAAAUCUCAAACUUAGGGCGAAUGAAGGAUUCCAGGGAGCUCCUUCAUAUCAAUGAUAUGGUAGGAACUAUACUGAAGGAGGUUGAGAAAAGUGAGGAUGACAGUGAACAAGUCUGCCAAAACAUCCCUAGAACCUGUUCAUCUUUGUCCACUUCUUUAAAUGGUCGUAGUUCCUUGUCCAGCUCUUCAAAGGGUCCUAGGUCAGAUUGUGAGUUAGAGAUCAACCUCCCUGGCACUCCCAUCCCUGACGAAGUGCCUUUUGAUCUGACCUGCCCCAUCGUCAGGAGCUCCUGCAUCGACAACAGGGUCUCUAAAAUGCCAGAGAUUUCUUCAAGUGACCUAAAGACAAGGAUAAUGGCACACACAGAUGAACCCCUGCAUCGUAACAGUCCAAUGACUGACAGCAGUCGACCGCCGAGUGCUAAAGCCUCUUUUCGAUCCUCCACUCCGUCUUUCACCAACAAGGGAACCUCUUUGGUACCAAAGGGAGAUGGGAUUGACAUUGAAGAGAAGGAGGAGUGUAUCUCCAGCAGCUCUGGCCAUCUGAGGGAGCUUUUAAUCACCCCGGACAUCAGCAGUGCCACUGCAUUCCCACUGCAGUACUUGAUGGACUCCAGCAAAGAUGAUGGCAUCUGUUUUGUCACCAUACUGGUGAUAAGGUUGCUAUCGGAGAUCAGACCAUCAGCCCUAGAUGGACCCUCCCAACAGGCAGCAGAUCUGACCAAAACAUGUCAGCAACUCAUCAGACAAGUCCUGUCUGAAUUAUGUGCUGCAUCCAGAUUCUCCAGGACACAGGCAUAUUCCCAGAACCUGAACAUCCAAAGGGUGUUCAGAGGUUUACAUAAAAACCUUAUGGAGGAGUUUGGCUCUUAUAACACCCUGCAAGCAGCUAUUUCCUCCCAGGACCCUGCAUUUGACAGAGUCCUGGUAAAGUCCUUGACCCAGCAGCUGGUACAGGGAUGCAAGGAGGCGUCAAGUCCAGCUUCUGCUGCAACAAAUCCAUCAGACCAGGCUGAGACAGAGAGGGGGGCUGAGCAGAAAGCAAGAAGGAGCUUCCUUUGCUUUUCAAUGACCAAACUCAGGAUCAACUUCAAGCGUUACAAGAGAGGAAACAAAAAUGACUGCCAUUCAGUCCAGGAACAGACUGAGAUUCCCUCUACUGACGGACAUUGCAUAGCUCCCGUUGGAGAGGUUUCUCCCUCCAUAUCUCAGCCUGUCAAAAAACGAUCCUUGAUUGUCAGGGUCUUUUCAGCAAUGAUGAAGCCAUUCAGGCGCUUCACCAAGAAGAACCUGUAACCUGUUACGCUGCAUGAAGAACUACUUUUGUAACAGCAAGACUUUUGACAAGAGGAAUUUCUGCAUGUCUUCCCAUUCAAAGUCUAUUUGAUCAAAUAAAUGCUAAUUAUUUUACAAGAAUUUCAAGUGUUUUGGAAGAUUGGUAAAACUGAAGCAGCUUUUCUCAGAGAAAUGCACUAGUUCCCCCUUGGUUACACAUUUAUUGUGCAGUUUUUGAGUUGGCAGGACUUUGGGCAGCAGGUAGCCUUGUGGUUAGAGCGUUGGGCCAGUAACUGAAAGGUUGCUAGGUCAGAUCCCUGAGCUAACCAUGUAAAAAUAUGACGUUCUGCUCCUGAACAAGGUAGUUAACCCACUCUUCCUAGAGCUGGCCGCCAAGCCAAACUGAGCAAUCGGGGGAGAAGGGCAGUGCAGUGUAGUAGCUUCAACAGCCAUAGGCCCAGGGAUUUCACAUCACAUUCCAUGAUGCAAUGCAGAAUGCGUAAAAAUACGUAGAAUAGUAAAAUGAAGGCAGUUAUACAAUUGUAAAAACAUUCCUAUACAUUCACAACAGAUUUCACAAAAUCCAUGUUCCUGUUUGAUUUCGGGGUAGGCUGUCAACAGCACGUACUGUGACACUAUGAUAUGUAUUCUGAUCAAGUCAACAAUACCUCUAGUCAUAUCUGACGUCAUGUAUUUGAUAUCUUUACGUGAAGUUUAAUGUCCAUAUUGACAUCAGUUCAUUGUGUUUGAGGACGGUUCACUGACCGGUUUUCAACGGAUACGAUUAGACUAGUUUAACUAUAGUUCUAUUCUGCUAUUACGUUCAUUAAUCUGUCAUACUUCAUCCAACUUUGAAUUCAGUCACAGAUAAGGAAAACGAUGUUGAUAAAAUGCAUUCUGUUCAAUCUAGAAUACUUUACAUCAGAGUUUCAUUGCCAAACCUGCUGUGUUCUGUUUUGUUUGUGCAAUGCAGAUGACAAAGGAACAGCUUGCAAAAUUGUGCAAGACCAUUGUCAACGUCAUUGCACAGACCACCCUGCAGAUCCUGCUGCCGGCCCUGGCCCGCAUUCUAGGGGUGACCGGCUUUUAUGACAACGCUGACUCACUCAAGAGGGGCGGCAGUGCAAGAUCCUUCACUGCCUUUGUGCAGAAAAGACUGGAGCUCAUCCAGGAAGUUAAAUAUUUGGCGAAGGAGAUGUGUAACUGUGGCGGCAGGGCUCUCCGACCAAGGUCUAGCACACCCUCUUCCAAGAGGUACUGUAUGUUCCCCAUAAUGUGUGUGUCUGUGCAGUUAAUCCUAACCCUCAAACUGAUGAACAAUAAUUUCUCCAUUUAAAUAUUUUCCAGCUUUCUAACAGGUGUGUUUUGCAAUAUCUAAUGCACACAUAUAAAUUACAUUUAGUAUACUCAAUUAUAAUGCUUGUUAGAUUUGUUAGCAGUAAGAUAUCUGUUUUCCAACUUCAGACAGCAAUUAACAUUCUUUGCUUGUUCAUUUUAAAGUUCCCAGACCUCACUGAAAGUCCUUUGAAGAUGUCAAAGGCAUUGUGAAGCAAACUGAAUUAGAUAAGCCAACAAGCACCCAGAGAGAUCCGCAAGUGGGACACUGUAUGCCAAAGCAGAAACCCUUUCACACGUCUCGUAGACUCUGCAAGAGGCUCCAGGCAAAGAUAAAAUAAUUAUUUCACAGAACGGGUGGAGCUGCAUUCCAAAGGGAACAACUUCUGGAGCACACUGACUCCAGUGUUCUGCCUGGUUCAACCCUGAACUCAUCUUCAGCAAGUAGGAGUGAAUCACACAUAGCAGAAUGCAGUUCAUCUGCUGUUCCUAGUGGACAUGAUUCAUCUGGCUCUGUAGAAGAGAAACCAUUUGAGACCAGAGCAGAUUGUACUCAUGGUCAGAACUCUCCUCUACUCAGUAAGAGUGAGGCCAUACUGCAAGAGGUCAACACAACUGGACGUGGUGCUCUCCGCAAAUGCCAGAGUGAGAACUCCCAACCUUUACUGGUUCUCUGUGAUCCAAACCUGGAGCCCUGCACCAAAGAGGUCUUAUCUCAGAUUGUGACUGUGUAUAGGUCCGAGGUGGCAGAUUUGGAAUCAACGUCCAGUGUUGUAGAGAAUUCCUCUUACAACUCCUUUGAAGUCUGUGACUUUUUGGAUGGUAUCAUGUCUUACCUAGAAGACCUGCCCGUGUCCAGUUCCUCAUCAUUGGAAGGAGUAAGUGUUACUCCAGCCUCAGUCAUUGAGCAGCUUUCGAGUGAAGUGUUUCAGAAGAAGGCAACCAACAAAGUCAGAAAAAUACUGAUCAAAUCUGUCAAUCUCUUCCCCGGCGAAGUCGGUUCAAGCCAGACAGAUUCUCAUAUGUCGCCAGCAUUAUCCACCAUUUCCUCAAAGCAUACAGAUUCAGUUGCUAUUGAAAUUAUUGGAUCAAUUGCAAAUGAUAUGAAGAGCAUUUGUCCUGCUCACAGAGUCUCCUACUACUCUAUGGCAGGCAGACUCUAUGCUUCAACUCAGUGAUGAGAAACCCUCAGAAGCCACGAAUGCUGCAGCUGUAAGCCCCCAGACUGGUGUGGAAGUAUCUGAGAAGAAAAUCUGGAUAACUGCAAAGACUAUUUACCACAAUGUGAGGGCAAAUAUGAGGAACAAUUUCUCAUUGCAAAGACAAGCCAAAGCAACGAAGGCUCAAGCCAAAAAGACCCUCAGCCAUAUUCUGGUUUCCAUUCAGAAAGAACUGUCAAAAUCUGACCAAAUGGUGGCUGCAGGACAGCUUUCACAAAUAGAUAAAGUGGUUGGAACUAUGCUGGAGAACAUUGAGAAGAUAAGCAGCGAAUGUGGCGAGGAAUUGGUCUAUCAAGAGUCACUGCGGUCUUCCUCCUCGUUGUCAUUCUCAACUGCCAAAUCACAGAAGACAGAGUGGGAAUUUGCACUCCCUGGCACUCCCAUUCCUUCUGAGUUACCAGAGUCCUGCUCAGCCCAUUGUAAGAUGCUCAGUCAUUGACAUGAGCGAAUCUACUAAGCCAAAAACAAUGGUGUUUGAUGCAAGAACAAGAAUGUUUGCCAUAGCCGAUACUAUCAUGAAGAAGGUAUAUCCAGAGGCAGAAGGGCAGGUUACAUCUCACUCUGAUCUAACAGAUGCAAUAGCUAGACUGGAGGAGCUCAUAUCUCAGGGUAGGAUUGGUGCUCUCUCCCGUGAUCUCAGCCACCAAGUCAACCGCAUCAUUUCUGAUAGCAACUUGACCCCUCUGGGACUGACAGUGGCGGCUGGAAAGAGUGCAUCUGAUACCAUCCUUUCGAAGCUGAAGAGGAAUGACAAGGUGGGGAAGCCCACUUACGAGCUGGUUCAGCUGUUUGUAGAGGAGUCUGUUAAGUGCCUCCUGCUUCCUAGUUUUGUGCCCUAUUCAACUUCAAUGACUUUGGUUCAGGGGGCCAUGGUGUUGGCUAGAUAGAUAGAUAGAAUUUCAUGCUCUUCUUCUUCAUCAGUAUUUAGUGACACAGUCAGUCUCUUUACCAAAGUUAUGGUAAGCCAGGUCAUGUACUCUGUGGAUUCUGAUGCAGAAAGUAAUAAUAAUAAUAAUAAUAAUAAUAAUAAUAUAUAAUAAUAAUAAUAUAAUAAUAAUAAUAAUAAUAAUAAUAAUAAUAAUAAUAAUAAUAAAUAAUAAAUAGAGGAGUAGAGGAUCCUCUCCAACUGAAUCUCUCCAAAGAUCUGAAACCACUAUAUCUGAUGUAGGCAAUCUAUUGAGUGGCAAGUCCUCCCCUCGGCUGUCUCCUUCUGGCGUCAUUAUGGCAACAAGCGAGACCUCCAAUGCAGCACAAAUCUUAAAGGCCAACAUUGAUGGAGAGGAAGUGGAUACCACCAGUCAUUCUGGUGUAGCUCAAAACAUUGUCAGGGACGAUAUGUCAACCAGCCCAGACAUGGUCAAAGAUGUCCCACUUCCAACCCCAUCCUCUGAUAACUUGGGCAGUGAUGAUGACUUCACCGGCCUCAUCAGCAUGUUAGUAAUGAGAAUUCUAACAAAAAUCCAAACCCUAUCCAGCCUAUCCAGAGAACUUGAGGAUUCAUAACGUCUACAGAGCCGUCUAUAAAAAUCUGUUGGGGGAGUUUGGCUCUGAGAAAAUCCUCCAACAGGCCGUGUCGACUCAGGACUCUUCAUUUGAUAGGAUUCUUGUCAAGUCUUUGAGUGAAGCGCUUCUCCACAGAUGUAAUGAGUCAUUGAGGGCAGCCUCAAGAACAUCAGUCAAAACCACCGGGCCUAAGGCUCUUCCACUGGCUGAGGAUGUGAGGGCUAGCAGGGGGAAAUGAUCUUUUCUACAAAGGCUGGUCAGGCUGACAGGCAACUUAAAGGUACAGCAAACAUAUUUAAAUGAACAGUUGUGGGAGAUAAUGUGAGUAAACAAUGCUAUUCAGUGUAAAAAAUAUAAAACCAUCCAUUCAUUCCAAAACCAAUCAUAAAUGUUGUUGUGCUGGUGUGGUAGGUGUGAUUGUUAUCAUCAUGAGGUUGUUCAGCUGUGACAUUUCUUUAAACAUGUUUUCUCUUUAAAUACUUAGCUAUUCAAGAAGGGGAACAAGAAGGAUUCCCACCGCUCUGAAUCAGAACAAGUACAGACCACUGCUGAAGAUGGCAUGCUGCCCAGCAUAGUGCCACAUGCUGCCAUGUCUGCACUGCCAAAGGAUCUCCCCGCCAGCUCCCAACAGGAGACGCCUCACAAACGUCCACUUCUCGUCAGGAUGUUUUCUGCCAUCUCCAAAGUCCUGUUCAAGCCCUUCAAACAGUCCUUAAAGACCAAGUAACUUAAGACAAUUUAUUAAACGUCAUUCAUUGCA
Molecule: messenger RNA, 8432 nt
Organism: Oncorhynchus gorbuscha (pink salmon)
Lineage: Eukaryota; Metazoa; Chordata; Actinopteri; Salmoniformes; Salmonidae
Exons: 7
Coding region: 12-3635 (1207 amino acids)
Source: RefSeq, a predicted model, not a curated record